CCACACUCGCGGGAGCCAGUCAUCAUAAAUACGAACAGAUUGGAAAACUUACAAUAAUUGCGUAUUAUCUGUGGUAUUACGAGAUCAAAUCUGUCGAAUAGCCAACUUGCCGUAACCCACUUAGCUGCAAAAAUGUCCUACGCGUACUUGUUCAAAUACAUCAUCAUCGGCGACACAGGCGUGGGCAAGUCAUGUCUGCUCCUCCAGUUCACGGACAAGCGCUUCCAGCCCGUGCAUGACCUGACCAUCGGCGUGGAAUUCGGAGCACGCAUGAUCACCAUCGACGGCAAGCAGAUCAAGCUCCAGAUCUGGGACACGGCUGGCCAGGAGGCUUUCAGAUCCAUCACACGCUCGUACUAUCGAGGAGCUGCGGGCGCCCUGCUGGUGUACGACAUCACGCGCCGAGAGACUUUCAAUCACCUGACCACCUGGCUGGAAGACGCGCGCCAGCACUCCAACUCGAACAUGGUGAUCAUGCUGAUCGGCAACAAGAGCGACUUGGACUCUCGGCGCGAGGUGAAGAAGGAGGAGGGCGAGGCCUUUGCCCGCGAGCACGGACUGGUCUUCAUGGAGACGUCGGCGCGCACGGCGGCCAACGUGGAAGAGGCUUUUAUAAACACGGCCAAGGAGAUUUACGAGAAGAUCCAGGAGGGCGUCUUCGACAUUAACAAUGAGGCAAACGGCAUCAAGAUUGGCCAACAGCACUCGCCCACAAACCCGUCGCUGCCAGGAGCCGGAGGAGCCGCUGGAGCAGCAAACAGUGGCUGUUGCUAGGAGUAAACCGCAGAUGCCCGACUGCAGUUCUGGGAUAGACGUAGCCGCUUCUGUAAAAGCUACUUUAGUGACUAACUAAUAGAAGGUAGUUGGAGGGACAUAUUUCUUGUUUUCUAUCUCAACCGUAACUAACCACGUAAACAUAGCUACCACUAAACUAGCAAUUGAACACUAAGCGUAAUGUUAAAAUCGUAAAGAUCAGACAGCUACAAGACACACCUCUCCUUGUUCAGCUACGUUUUAAUUAACCAAAAGAAACCAAAAGAAAAAAAACAGAAAUAAACCAAAAUCUACAACAUUUGUACAUGUGAAUGUGUCGUGCGUGAUUUCCAAAUUUUAUAAACUUUAUCGAAACAUUUAUAAAUGUUUCUGCAUGUAUUUUGUGUAUAUUAAAAUUAGUUUGCUAGUUACUUCGUGUAAAGAACGAUAGUUAUACAUUGGGAUCUUGACAAAAUAAUGUGUAAUAUAUAACAAAGAAGUUAAA
This is a messenger RNA of Drosophila elegans, 1258 nucleotides long. It is a transcript of the gene Rab2, whose product is annotated as ras-related protein Rab-2A. Gene Ontology annotation, molecular function: GTP binding; GTPase activity. The coding region runs from base 133 to 774 and encodes 213 amino acids. The transcript has 4 exons. Gene Ontology annotation, cellular component: Golgi apparatus. The record is from RefSeq and is a predicted model, not a curated record. Lineage: Eukaryota; Metazoa; Arthropoda; Insecta; Diptera; Drosophilidae.